AAAUCUCUGACCUUACAUUCAAUAGUCUUUUCUAAUCUAGAAAAUCCAGACAAGUGGUAAGCAAAACAGACAUCUCAGUAGAUUUGAAGGCUAUAUGAGAGGUUUUAACGUUUCAAACACUAAACGGAAUAGGAAAAGCAGUACUCAAUAACUAUGUAGAAUAGUACAUAAGUAUGUGAUUUUUGGAUACAAUGCUAGUUUGUUUAGUGAGUCUGAGACGCAGUGUCACAAGGUGCUCUAUUACUGCUGCUAUACAUUAUAUUUCUGAGGACAAGGAUGCAGGAAGCAGGGGUGCGGAGUGUGCUGCAGCGCCCACGAAUUUCAGGAAUCCUUUGACUGGAGGAGGAGGAAGAAGAAGAAGAAGAAGAAGAAGAACAGGAAGAAGAAGAACAACCGGUAUGAGAAGAACAGGAAGAAAGAGAAGAAGAAGAACAGGAAGAAGAACAAAGAACAGGUAUGAGAAGAACAGGAAGAAGAAGAAGAAGAAGAAGAAGAAGAAGAACAGGAAGAAGAGGUAUGAGAAGAACAGGAAGAAGAAGAAGAAGAAGAACAGGAAGACCAGGAAGAAGAAGAAGAAGAAGAAGAAGCACAGGAAGAAGAAGAAGAAGAACAGGAAGAAGAAGAAGAACAGGAAGAACAGGAAGAAGAAGAAGAGGUAUGAGAACAGGAAGAAGAAGAAGAAGAAGAACAGGAAGCAGAGGUAUGAGAAGAACAGGAAGAAGAAGAAGAAGAAGAAGAAGAAGAAGAAGAACAACAACAACAACAACAACAACAACAACAACAGGUAUGAGAAGAACAGGAAGAAGAAGAAGAAGAACAGGAAGAGGAGGUAUGAGAAGAACAGGAAUAAUAAUAAUAAGAAGAAGAACAGGAAGUAGAAGAAGAAGAGGUAUGAGAAGAACAGGAAGAAGAAGAAGAACUUUUGUUUAAGCGGUUAGGCUAGGAGGCUCGAGUCAGUGCAUGCAACAUAUAUGCUACUUACACUGUGAAACUCCUUCCUGUGACCCGUGUCUCAGGACAUACACAAGCAAUGCUCCAAACACCCACAGGAUACAUGCAGCAACCAGCUUGUGUAUGUGCA
Messenger RNA from Ictalurus furcatus (blue catfish), 1081 nucleotides. RefSeq names its product pre-mRNA-splicing factor CWC22 homolog. Bases 192 to 878 code for a protein of 228 amino acids. The transcript is spliced from 2 exons. The record is from RefSeq and is a predicted model, not a curated record. NCBI's taxonomy places the organism in Eukaryota, Metazoa, Chordata, Actinopteri, Siluriformes, Ictaluridae.